UCUUCCUAGUGGCCUGGUCUUGUUUUUGUUGCGUUUUCUCGCUCUCGUGCUUCUUUGUCCCUUUUGUUUGUUUUUCGUUUUUCUUCCCACGUCCCUGUGUCCCUGGGCCGUGGCGAGGGCGCGGGCGGAUUUUGCUGCGGCGUCGCCCCGGGGGCAGCCUUCGCGGAGCCAGGGCCGGUUCCCGGGAGCCGCGCGUGCACCUUCUCCUCCUGCCCCUUCUCGGCGUCCCCCGGUGCCAGCGCGGGGACACGGGGUGGCCUGCCCCGCUGCUCGGGGCAGCGCCCCCGGCUUGCACCUGCCAGGGGAGCUGGGAGAGGAGAACUUCCUCUGCAGUUUUACAGUGCUACCUACAAUUGUAUCCACUUCUGAGUUAUGGGCUCAGUUAUUUGAAUCUGAAGGUUUUUACAGUUUUGCCUUUUUUUUUUUUUUUGGCUGAGUAGUACAAAAUGUCAAAAAUUAGAAGGAAAGUCACAGUGGAAAAUACCAAAACUAUCUCUGACAGCACAUCCCGAAGACCCAGUGUGUUUGAGAGGCUUGGCCCAAGCACUGGCAGCACAACAGAGACACAGUGCCGCAACUGGCUGAAGACUGGCAACUGCCUUUAUGGAAACACAUGUAGGUUUGUACAUGGACCCUCACCUCGUGGUAAAGGUUAUAGCAGCAAUUAUAGAAGGUCACCAGAGAGACCCACAGGGGAUCUCAGAGAAAGAAUGAAAAAUAAGCGUCAAGAUGUGGAUGCUGAGUCCCAGAAACGGAAUGCAGAGGAGUCUUCCUCACCUGUUAGGAAAGAAUCUUCAAGAGGGAGACACAGGGAAAAAGAAGACAUAAAAAUCACAAAGGAGAGAACUCCCGAAAGUGAAGAAGAAAAUGUGGAAUGGGAAACAAAUAGAGAUGAUUCUGACAAUGGAGAUAUUAAUUAUGAUUAUGUUCAUGAGUUAUCAUUGGAAAUGAAGCGUCAGAAGAUUCAGAGGGAAUUAAUGAAACUGGAACAAGAAAACAUGGAGAAGAGAGAAGAAAUUAUCAUUAAAAAAGAGGUUUCACCAGAUGUGAUUAGAUCAAAAUUGUCUCCAUCACCCUCUCUGAGAAAGUCCAGUAAAUCUCCAAAGCGAAAGUCAAGCCCCAAAUCAUCUUCAGCUAACAAAAAAGACAGGAAGACCUCGGCAGUCUCGUCGCCCCUGUUGGACCAGCAGAGGAAUUCAAAAAGCAACCAGAGUAAAAAAAAAGGACCACGUACUCCUAGUCCACCUCCUCCAAUACCAGAAGAUAUUGCUCUGGGGAAAAAAUAUAAGGAGAAGUAUAAAGUUAAAGAUAGGAUAGAAGAAAAACCGAGAGAUGGAAAGGACAGAGGACGAGAUUUUGAAAGACAGAGAGAAAAAAGAGAUAAACCCAGGUCUACUUCCCCUUCAGGACAUCAUUCUCCUAUAUCUUCUAGACAUCACUCAUCUUCUUCACAGUCGGGAUCAUCUAUCCAAAGGCAUUCUCCUUCUCCUCGUCGGAAACGAACUCCUUCCCCAUCUUACCAGCGGACACUGAGUCCACCUUUACGGCGCUCUGCUUCUCCUUAUGCUUCGCAUUCCCUGUCUUCUCCUCAGAGAAAGCAGAGUCCUCCACGACAUCGCUCCCCAAUGCGAGAAAAAGGGAGGCAUGAUCAUGAGCGAACUUCGCAGUCUCAUGAUCGGCGUCAUGAAAGAAGAGAAGAUACAAGAGGCAAAAGGGAUAGAGAGAAGGACACAAGAGAAGAACGGGAGUACGAACCUGAUCAGAGCUCUUCUAGAGACCACAGAGAUGACAGAGAACCUCGCGAUGGCCGAGAUCGGAGAGAUGCGAGAGACCGAAGGGAGCUGAGAGACUCCAGAGAUAUUCGGGACUCCAGAGAGAUGCGGGAUUAUAGCAGAGAAACCAAAGAGAGCCGCGAUCCUAGAGACUCUCGGUCUGCACGCGAUGCUCAUGAGUACAGAGACCGCGAAGGGCGCGACGCUCACCGGAAGGAAGACACAUACCAGGAGGAAUCCCGGAGCUAUGGUAGAAACCAUUUGAGAGAAGAGAGUUCUCGUGCUGAAAUGAGGAGUGAUUCCAGAAAUGAGCCUCGAAAUGAAAUUAGGAGUGACCGCAUGGGCAGAAGUAGGGGGAGAGGCCCAGACAUUCCUGAAAAGGGAAGCCGAAGCACAAGAGGCUCUCAAAUGGAUAGUCACAGUAGCACUAGCAACUAUCAUGACAGCUGGGAAACUCGAAGUAGCUAUCCUGAAAGAGACAGAUACCCCGAAAGAGACAGCAGAGAUCAAGCAAGGGAUUCUUCUUUUGAGAGAAGACAUGGAGAGAGGGACCGUCGUGACAACAGAGAGAGAGAUCAAAGACCAAGCUCACCAAUUCGACAUCAGGGAAGGAAUGACGAGCUUGAGCGUGAUGAAAGAAGAGAGGAACGAAGAGUAGACAGAGUGGAUGAUAGAAGAGAUGAUAGGGCGAGAGAGAGAGAGCGGGAACGAGAGCGGGACAGGGAGCGGGAGCGGGAGCGGGAACGGGAACGGGAAAAGGAAAGAGAGCUUGAAAGAGAACGAGCUAGGGAACGGGAGAGAGAGAGGGAACGAGAAAAAGAGAGAGAACGUGAGAGAGAGAGAGAGCGAGAGCAUGAUAGAGAGAGGGAAAGGGAGAGGGAGCGAGACAGGGAGAAAGAGCGGGAGCGAGAGCGAGAAGAAAGGGAGAGGGAAAGAGAGCGAGAACGGGAGCGAGAGAGAGAACGGGAACGGGAACGAGAGAGAGAGCGAGCUCGAGAAAGAGAGAAAGAACGAGAACGCCAGAGGGAUUGGGAAGACAAAGACAAGGGCCGAGAGGGCCGAGAGGAGCGCAGAGACAAGCGGGAAGAUGUCCGAGAAGAGAGGAAUCCCAGGGACGGCCACGAGGAGAGAAAAUCAAAGAAACGCUAUAGAAAUGAUGGCAGCCCCAGUCCUCGGCAGUCACCUAAGCGUCGGCGUGAACAUUCUCCCGACAGUGACACCUACAACAGUGGUGAUGAUAAAAAUGAGAAACACAGACUCUUGAGCCAGGUUGUACGACCCCAAGAAUCACGUUCUCUCAGUCCAUCACACCUCACAGAAGACAGGCAAGGUAGAUGGAAAGAAGAGGAUCGCAAACCAGAAAGAAAAGAGAGUUCAAGGCGCUAUGAAGACCAAGAGCUCAAAGAGAAGGUUUCUUCUAUGGAUAAACAGAGAGAACAAGCAGAAGGCCUGGAAAGCUCAAGAACACGUACACAAGACGUUACAGGACAUCACCAGUCUGAGGAUAGAGAUAUAUCUGAUCGAGCUCAUGAUGAAAAUAAGAAAAAAGCAAAAAUUCAGAAGAAACCUAUAAAGAGAAAGAAAGAAGAUGAUAUUGGAAUAGAGAGGGGUAACCUGGAGGCAGCAUCUGAAGAUGGGCAAGUAUUUUCACCAAAGAAAGGUCAGAAGAAGAAAAGUAUCGAAAAAAAGCGCAAACGAUCCAAAGGUGACUCUGAUAUUUCUGAUGAAGAAGCAGCACAGCAAAGUAAGAAGAAAAGAGGCCCACGGACUCCCCCUAUAACUAUUAAGGAGGAAUUGGUUGAACUUUCCAAUGAAAAGAAUGGCAUUUUGGGGGAUCCUCAGAAGAAAGAAGAUACAGCAUUCAGUGACUGGUCUGAUGAGGAUGUUCCUGACCGAACAGAAAUGACAGAGACAGACCACAUUGCCACCAAUACCACUCCUGGUGGUACCCCUUCUCCCCUAUCCUCUCUUCUUCCUCCCCCACCUCCUAUGGCUACUGCCACUGCUGUUGCUACUCCUACUCUGGCCACCACUGCUGCUGCUGCUACCACCUCUGCCACCACCAUUUCCACCUCUGCCAGUACCACCAAUACCACUUUUGCCAAUGAAGAUUCACAUAGAAAAUGCCACAGAACAAGAGUGGAAAAAUUCGAAACAUCUCAUGUUACUAUGGAAGACACACCACAUCGCAAGCCAGUAGAUCAGAAGAGGAGUAGCAGCCUUGGGAGCAAUAGGAGUAAUCGCAGCCAUACGUCUGGCCGCAUGCGCUCACCAUCCAACGACUCUGCCCAUCGAAGUGGGGAUGACCAAAGUGGUCGAAAAAGAGUGCUGCAUAGUGGGUCAAGGGACAGAGAAAAAACAAAAAGCCUGGAACUCACGGGAGAGAGAAAAUCCAGGAUUGAUCAGUUGAAGCGUGGAGAACCCAGUCGAAGUACUUCUUCAGAUCGCCAGGAUUCAAGAAGCCAUAGUUCAAGAAGAAGUUCUCCUGAGUCAGAUCGACAGGUCCACUCCAGAUCUGGGUCAUUUGAUAGCAGAGACAGGCUUCAAGACCGAGAUCGAUAUGAGCAUGAUAGAGAGCGCGAGAGAGAGAGGAGAGAUACACGGCAGAGAGAAUGGGAACGAGAGACCGAAAAAGACUGGACACGGAACAGGGACAGAGAUCGAUUACGAGAGCGAGAAAGAGAACGAGACAAAAGGAGAGACUUGGACAGAGAAAGAGAGAGGCUAGUUGCUGAUCCCAUUGAAAGGGAUAGGGACAGAGACAGAAAUUUUGAGAGUUCUUCUCAAAUAGAAUCUGUGAAACGCAGUGAAACAAAACUGGACAGUGAACAUGAAAGAGACUUAGAGGGCAGUUCACGGGAGCCUGUUGCUUUGGAUAAAGAAAGAAUGGAUAAGGAUCUGGGAUCUGUGCAGGGAUUUGAAGAUAUGAGUAAAGCUGAAAAAAUGGAGAGUGUGGAAGCAGGAGAAGAUGAAUCCAAGUUAGAUGAUGCACAUUCCUUAGGCUCUGGUGCUGGAGAAGGAUAUGAGCCAAUCAGUGAUGAUGAACUGGAUGAAAUUCUGGCAGGUGAUGCAGAAAAGAGGGAAGAGCAACAGGAUGAAGAGAAGAUGCCAGAUCCGUUAGAUGUCAUAGAUGUAGAUUGGUCUGGGCUUUUGCCAAAGCAUCCAAAAGAACCACGAGAGCCUGGGGCUGCACUUCUCAAAUUCACACCUGGAGCUGUGAUGUUAAGAGUUGGAAUUUCUAAAAAAUUGGCAGGUUCUGAACUCUUCACCAAAGUUAAAGAAACAUGUCAGAGACUUUUAGAAAAACCCAAAGAUGCAGACAACCUUUUUGAACAUGAACUGGGGGCUCUCAACAUGGCUGCAUUGUUACGAAAAGAAGAAAGAGCAAACCUUCUUAGUAAUCUUGGACCUUGCUGUAAAGCACUCUGCUUCAGACGGGACUCGGCCAUCCGAAAGCAGCUAGUUAAAAAUGAGAAGGGUACUGUAAAACAAGCUUACACAAAUACUCCAAUGGUGGACAACGAAUUAUUGCGAUUGAGUCUUCGAUUAUUUAAGCGGAAAACAGCUUGCCAUGUGCCAGGACCUGAAAAGACUGAAGAUAAUAAACUGUCACAGUCCAGUGUCCAACAGGAACUGUGUGUAUCUUAAGACUGAAGUUCAUAUGGUAUUUUUGGUACUGCCUUCCUUCAGCAGUGCAUAUUACAUUUCAGAGUUCUUUGGUUUGACAGACAUGGUUGUGACAAAAGCAGAAAAGAUUGACCAGCCAUACUACAAGAGGGAGGAAGAAAUCUGAUCUCUAGAGAUGCUAGUUUGGGCUAACUUAGGACUUUACAUCAGUUUUUACACAGUACUUGAUACUUAUGAUAAGUAAUGUGAAAGCAUCUAGAUUCAGUGAUCUAUUCUGUACGUCAUGUUAAAACUGAAGAUUUUGGAAAAAGGUUGUCACUGCUCUUCCAGCCUAUGAAUGUUUUUUUAUGAAAUGGAGCCGCUGAUACGUUCUGGAUCAUAUAUACAAAAACUGCAAUUUUAUUCAGAAACAAUGUAUUCAUCACAGUAAUUGCACAUAUUGUGCAACACCAUGUUGUACAAAACAUUUGAAAGGGAUAUUGGGCCAGCAUGAUGUGUUUGUAGGCUAAUCUCCAGUGGGAGGGAGCCAAUAUAUUUUUUUCUCUUCUGAAAGUUCUAAAAAUACUAUUUCAUUAGUCUUUGCCUUUUAAGAUAUGUGUGCAUUGUUAAAGUGUGUAUUGAAUGCAUUUGGAUCCCAAAUGUUUGUUAUCAGAGAUUGUACUAUUUUAUUUUUAAUAAAUGCACCUUCCUUUUCCUUGUUCUAGAUUUGCCCUUUAUUCAUCUUAUUGCUGAUGUUCUAAAAUAUUUGUCAUCAACAUUACAUUUUUCAUACUUGAGGUCUUUUAUAGCUCUCAUCCUUACUACUGGACAGCUGUAAAGAGUAUAAAAUGCACUGAAGAUGUACUCCAGGUGUAACUUGGUUACACUUGAAACAAACCAAGAGAUAACAAGCCUAUGCAUCCUGAGGUUGAAGGCCAUUCCAUCAUAUUUUCCGCAUUUAUAUUCUUUAUUUAUAUUAAGCUGCCUCCAGCCUGUUAUGUGAAACAUUUAUUUUUUGAAACUUAUACCUGCUUUUCUGUAUAUAUACAUGUUUAACUUAUGAAGUAAUUACAGAAGGACUUGAAAUGGACAGCAAUCUGCAGAAUUUUUUGACAGACAGUAGUGAGAAUAACAAUAAUAAGGGACAUCAGCCAAAAUUAUAAUUUGAUCAUGGCCUAUCACAGGCUUUUCUUAAGGCUGCAAAUCUGUGUCACCCGUCUUGGUAGUUUUGUAUUCUCCAUAUAAAGACAAUACAAGAUAUUUCAGAAAGUUCGUAGAAAAAUGGAAUUUAAAGAUAACACACAUUUUCUACACGUAUUUUAAAGACACUUUUAUACUAAUAUAAAAAUUUCUGUUGAUUUUAAGAAAUACUUCAUGUUCAGUGCAUUUGUAUGCAAAGGUUACUAUCAAAGGGAGUGGCCUUAGUCUCACAUGGCUUUGAAAACGUUUAUUAGAAAAUUACUGAUAGGGUAUGGAAGCUCGCAAUUUUCCCAUGCCCUUUUUCUUUACUAAAUGUUUUGAAUUAAAAAAAGAAAAAGAAACAGAAAAUUCCUUCUGAACCCUAGAAUAAAUUCACUUUAGGGAAAUCUCUUCCUAAUCAAAGUGGAUAAUAAUAAUCUCUGUAGCAUAAAGAAUUAAUAUUCUAGAAUUUCUAGCCCUAGUUCCCAGAAUAUUUGAAUACAACAAAAAUAAUUGUCUUCAUUUUGUCCUGGUUUUAGGAGUAGUUCGCUUAUAGAAGAAAAAUUUUGUAGUUACACCUGCUAUUUAGUUGAAUACAUUACCCUUUGUUGAAAUAUAUGUUUUUUUUUCUAAUUUAUUUGAAAGAAUAAAUUACAGAGAAGCGAAGAGAGAAGAUCUUCGCUCCUGUGUCUGAAACCAGGAGCCUGGAGCUUCAUCCGCAUCUCCCACAUGGGUGCGGGGCCCCCACGCACUUGGGCUGUCUUCUGCUGCUUUUCCACAUGUUAACAGGGCAGUGGAUCAAAAGUGGAGCAGUCAAGACAUGAGCCAGCCAUCCCUAUGAGAUGCCAGCGUUGCAUGCUGCAGCUUUGCCCUCUAGGCCAUAAUGCUGACCCCAAAUCUGUUCUCUUUCAAGUUCUGAAUGUAUUUGUAUUGUAAAUGGAAAUUGUAAAGCUGUACCUCUGUUCACUUUUUCAUAGUACUCAGUUUUAUUCCAGUGAAAACAGACUGCUAAGUCUCAGUGGGUUUUUUUUUUUCCUGUUUGUAUUCCUUCUCAGUAUUCCUAACUAUAUACUUGUGAAGUUCUAAAGACUUUCCAUUGGAUAUUCUGUAAAAGCUCUUGGACUGUAAUUAUAGUCUCAAUUAAAACAGCUUUCCUGAAAA
Messenger RNA from Ochotona curzoniae (black-lipped pika), 7718 nucleotides. It is a transcript of the gene ZC3H13, whose product is annotated as zinc finger CCCH-type containing 13. Lineage: Eukaryota; Metazoa; Chordata; Mammalia; Lagomorpha; Ochotonidae. Gene Ontology annotation, molecular function: metal ion binding. Gene Ontology annotation, cellular component: nuclear speck. The transcript is spliced from 19 exons. The record is from RefSeq and is a predicted model, not a curated record. Bases 447 to 5420 code for a protein of 1657 amino acids.